AUGUGUGGCUGCACUGCAAGCACUCAGAACUCAAAACUAUAUUCCGUAAAUCAACCUGGUGCUGCUUCGACCCAAAACACAACUUCCGCUGCCGCAAACAUGCCCAAACGCACACCUAUAUCCAAGCAGCUGGCUUCUGUGAAAGCUCUAGGGAAAGGCUCAGACCUGGAGAAAGCAUUUGCUACUGCGGCCUUGGUUUACAACAACUCUGCUGACCCCGAGGGCAAACUCAGCAAAGCUGAAACCAAAACCCUGCUGCAAACCCAGUUUAUGAAUUUCAUACAGGGCCAAGAAAGCAAACCAAAAUACCAGGAAAUCAUUUCUGCCCUUGACGAGGAUAAAGAUGAUAAAAUUGAUUUUGAAGAUUUCAUGAUCUUGCUCCUCAGCCUCGCUCUGAUGUCAGACCUCCUGCAGGAGAUCAGAAAUGUCAGAACCAUGAAAUGA
Molecule: messenger RNA, 444 nt
Organism: Emys orbicularis (European pond turtle)
Lineage: Eukaryota; Metazoa; Chordata; Testudines; Emydidae
Gene: SNTN
Product: sentan, cilia apical structure protein
Exons: 4
Coding region: 1-444 (147 amino acids)
Molecular function (GO): calcium-dependent protein binding; calcium ion binding; transition metal ion binding
Source: RefSeq, a predicted model, not a curated record